This is a messenger RNA of Triticum dicoccoides, 3968 nucleotides long. RefSeq names its product probable LRR receptor-like serine/threonine-protein kinase At3g47570. The coding region runs from base 17 to 1414 and encodes 465 amino acids. The transcript is spliced from 4 exons. Gene Ontology annotation, molecular function: protein kinase activity; ATP binding. The record is from RefSeq and is a predicted model, not a curated record. Lineage: Eukaryota; Viridiplantae; Streptophyta; Magnoliopsida; Poales; Poaceae. Gene Ontology annotation, biological process: protein phosphorylation.
CCUGGAGGAGCUGGACAUGUCCCGCAACAACCUGUCCGGCGAGUUCCCACGCUUUCUGCAAGACCUACGGUACCUGCGUCUGCUGAACCUGUCCUUGAACCUUCUCGCCGGUGAGGUGCCGGUCAAGGGAGUCUUCACCAACGCGACGGCCGUCCACCUCACCGGGAAUGGCCAUCUAUGUGGCGGCAUUGGGGAAUUGGGCCUGCCGGCCUGUACAACUACAACCAACGCGGCGAGGGAUAAAGGUAAAUCGCUUGCUCUGAAACUGGCCGUUCCAAUGGCGUGCAUAGCCUUGGCCAGCAUUGUCGUUUGGGCCUCUGUGGUGGCUUGUCGCCGGAAAAUGGCUCCGCCAAAAGUGGCAAAUCCAUUGGAGGUGGAGGAGUUGCACUGGAAAGUCUCAUACGCCCCGCUCUCCAACGCCACCAACGGCUUCUCCGCGGACAACUUGAUUGGCGCCGGCUCGCACGGGUCAGUGUACCGAGGCACCAUGUCCCACGAGGGCACCGAGUGCGCCGUGGCCGUGAAGGUCCUCAGCCUCGGGCAGCGAGGCGCGCUCGCAACCUUCGCCGCGGAGUGUGAGGCCCUGCGGCACGCUCGCCACCGCGACCUCGUCAGGAUUCUGACCGUGUGCGCGAGCGUGGACGGCAGAGGGGACGAGUUCAAGGCUCUGGUGUACGGGCACAUGCCCAACGGGAGCCUGGAGAGGUGGCUGCACCAGGAGCCCAGGACGCUGACCCUCGUGCAGCGGCUGAACAUCGCCGUGGACGUGGCGUCGGCGCUGGAUUACCUUCACACCAACUGCGAGGCGCCGAUCGCGCACUGUGAUCUCAAGCCGAGCAACGUGCUUCUGGACGACGACAUGGUUGCCCGCGUCGGCGACUUCGGUCUGGCGAGAUUUCUCGGCGGCGCUGACCCGAGUGGCCAAGCCAGCUCCGUGAUCCUCAAGGGUUCCAUCGGUUACAUUGCCCCAGAGUACGGGAUGGGCCUGCAAGCAUGCGCCGGCGGCGACGCGUACAGCUACGGGAUUCUUCUGCUGGAGAUGGUCACCGGAAAGAGGCCUACCGACACUAUGUUCUUGGAAGGGCUGACCCUCACGAGGUUCGUCGAGGAGGCCUGCUCCGGAGGCGGCAUCUUGUCCGUCAUCGAUCCGCGGCUGCUCGGCGAUGUAGGUGGACACCCGCCGCAGGUUGAGCGGUGCCUGGUGUCAGUGGCGAGGAUCGGCAUAUCGUGUGCGAGUGAGCUGCCGGCGGAGCGGCCCGCUAUGAAACAAGUGGCGAAUGAGCUUGGAAAAGUCCGAACAUCUCUACUUCUAAUGGACGACUUGGUGAAUAGUCUGCGUGAUUUAUUUUCGCUGGUUUUUUUUCGUCAUCCUCACACCUCCGUUUUAUUUUCGUCAUCCUCCCACCUCCGUUAACUCGCUACCCUUCUGCGAAAAAAACCCAGAUCACAUAGUAGAAGCAUCCUCCCACCUCCGUUAACUCGCUACCCUCCUGCGAAAAAAACCAGGCCAAUCCAACUCCUCUCUCAAUCCAAUCCUCCCACGCCCGGUUGCCUGCCGGCGAGCCGCCACCGGCAGGGUCGCCGCCGGCCCCGCCGUGCUCGCUCCUCCUCAAUACCUCUCCACCACCGCCGUUGCCUGCGCCCCUGCCGCGUACGUCUCACGCGUGCCUUAGCUGCGACGGGCUCGUUCACAGCAGCUGCCGCAUGCGCCCGCCCGGCGAGCUCCGCCGCCAGCCGUCACCUCGCUGCCCUACGUCUCCCAGCCUCCGCGCCAGCCCGUCCCCGACCUCCCUUGCGCCCGCUGCCAUGUCGAGCAGAUGCCGCAGCCCAAAUCUUGAGCCAGGGAAACCCUAAUCGCCCCAGAACUAUAAGGCGCCGCCAGCACGCAUUUCCCAAACCCUUGCGCCACAACCAGAUGACAGGUAAGGGAGGAGAAGAGCAGCAGCGAAGAUGGUGUCGCUAAAGCUGCAGAAGCGCCAGCCGCCAGGCCUCGAGCGUCCUCAAGUGCGGCAAGGGCAAGGUUUGGAUCGACCCCAAUGGGGUCAAUCCACCCCCUCCCUCUCCCUCCCUCGCCCCGCAUCUCGAUUUUCUCGCGUAUUCCGCAGAUCUGUGGGGAGGUGGUGAUCCGUGCGGUUUAGGUGGUUCGAGGCGGGUAGAUCCCUGCUUUCUUGUGCCACGCUUGCUCAUAGAUCACAUGAGCAGCCUUGGGUUGCCGGGAUUAGUGUUCUUGGGGUAGCUGAUUUUUUAGCUGAAACAUCAUAUAGCUGACCACUCUAUGGAUUUGAUUUUGUUCUGAUGUCCCGUGAUAGCUAUGGCACUAUGAUGUUGCCACUCUGAUCGUGUUUCAGAUAGCAGAUGAAUCAGAGUCACGUGGAUGCUUGUAAAACGCGAGUCACUUAGAUUGAGCAUCCACGCUUGCUCUUAUUUUUCUGUUGUGUGGUUAAUGCAUCUCCAAGUGUUUCACCCUAUUAAAUUACUAGCUUAUCUGCCAGGAUUUGAUAGUACGAAUCUAUAUAGGUCCAGUCAAGUCUAAUGUAAUUGUUUGUGCAUAUAGUUCAAUAUUAUGGGGUCUCUCCAUGUUAUGAAUAUGUUUCCUUGCGGGGCACUGGCAGACUGCAAAACACGUACAACAAGAGUUCGAACAUAGAUUAAGCUAUCCUUGAAAGCAUGUUUCUCCAAUAGCUUAGCCAUGCUAACUCCUUGAAGUUAAUUCUACUGAUGAAGCUAAUCGAGUUGCUGCUUCUGAUGUUGCUUUACCUUGAUGUGCAAUUGACUUCUAACAAUGAAACUAAUAGAGUUGUUGGUUUCGGUGUUCCUUUACCUUCAUGUGCACUAACACAGCAGCAUAGUUGGAUUAUACUAAAGUGGUUGCGCCAUUAGCUUAGCCAUGAUAACUCCAUGUAAAUCUUCUGCCAGUGACAGAGUUUAGGUGUUAUUUUACCUUUUAACGCAUUAACACGUGUAUAAGUCGUCUUGUCUGUUAAGGUUCAAUUGUCGCUUCAUUUUGUGAAUGUCAAUCUCGUGGACCUAGCUCCCAAUUAUGUUCCUCAGUUUGUAUUAGUAAAUUUGUAGUUCACACGCACUUGAAUGUCAGGUAUUGCAGUCACAUCCAUUCUUAUGCUAUAUGUUGUUUGUUUAUAACAGACAGUUUUUGUGUUAGUUUUAACUCAUAUUUCUGCAUACUUUGUACCUGUUCUGUUCUUUCAAUUCAUGUCUAAUGUCUUCCAUUAACUCUCCACGGAGGUGCUGGCGGGCCGGUACAUACGUCAGUGCAUCAUCUAUCUCAUACUCUCAGUCACAUACUCACAUCUAUGAUAAUUGGAGUAUAUUCAUCUCCAAUUACAGCCUCAUAUUUUUUUGGAUAUUCAUUUACAGCCCGAUCUACUUGGAUGUGCAGAUCUGGGAGUUUGAACAAUUCACCAAGAGAAGCCAGUUCGUGUAUAACAGAAUGGGUGGAAUUUAUCAUGAGAUCCUACCCAAAUUUGAGUACUUCUCCAAGGCACUGUACACCUUCCAUUUUGCCCAAAACGAUCUCGCCUUGGGCUACUUCACCAAUAAGACCACCAAACAGAUUGAGGCCUAUGACCCCGAUCCGAAGGAGCGGUUCACUGUGGCAAUGCAGCUGAGCUCAUACUGUACCUCAGGACAUGAACUGCAAGUGGUGCUAGGGUUUGAUUGCUGGAUGGAACAACACCAAGAACGUGCGUUAUUACUCCAGACACAUGGAAGCAAAGGCACGGCGCCGCCCGCGUGGCCUGAUUAGCGAUCAACCACACGUAUGAUAUACAUGUAUAUACUUGUCGAUCAUACAUACAUGUGUACCCACAUAUUCUUGAUUAGUUGGUUAAUAUAUAAAUAGAUUCUUAAUUGGUCUAUCAGUUCGUGUGAUGUUCUGAAUGAAAAGAAAAUUACUGGGGAGUUAUUGCAUGGAAUAAUUUUGUGGUAAUGGUCUUGCAAUCAAAACAAAC